CCUUGCAUUCACUGUGACAGAUUAGCACCUGGUGGCUAGAAUCGGAGCUAUUUUUUUUACCAGCAUAAAUUGGUUUCACAUUAGAAUAUCUACCAUGUUUCAAUGCCGUACAAUAAUUACAGCCCACACUUGACUUGAAAUGAACCCUAGAUAUAUCUUUUGACAUUGGAAAAGAAAUGCCAGUUCAAAUGGUAGCCACAAAUAGACAAGAUACUUCAUGCAUGCAUCAGAGAAUUUGUGCCUGAUAAUCUGCACAGAAUCCAGGUGAUCAGUGCAGAGCAUCACAUGUAGUUAUUGUAAAAGCCAAAGAAGGCUGUUAAGUAGGAAUUCAUUAAAAAGCUAUCACAGGGCCUAAUUUAAAUCACCAAGAAAGGUAGCAGUGGUUAGCAUACUGGACUCGCAUUCUAAAGAAUGAUAGUUCAAACCGAUAUCUGGCCAUCCACAUUUAGGUUUUCCAUGAUUUUCCUAAAUUGCUCCAGGAAAAUGUCAAUAUGGUUCCUUUAGAAGGGCACGGGUGAUUUCCUCCCUGAUCCUUGAAACAUUUCGAGUUUGUGCUCCAUCUCUAAUGAUCUAAUUAUCAGUGGGACAUUAAACUUUAACCUUCCUUCCUUCCUUUAAUUUACUUCCAGUACUGUACUUUGCUAAACAACACAGUUACAGUGUUCCACAAGUUUCUGUUCAUGAAUGAAGCACUGUCAUUCACACAGCAUUAAUGUGUUCUGCAGACAAUGCUAAUAAGGAGGCCAACCUCACAGUGUUGCUCUUCAGCAGUAGUUCUAAUAUUUGCUUCUCACUACACUAGUGAGUUUACUACAGAUUCAAAUGUAGUUGAUAACACAAUAUUUACCUAUAUUCAAUCUAAUACUUAAUUGAACUGUCACAUAUAAUUUCCUUAAUGUAUAAUGUGUAUGUGUCUGUAUUUCUGUAUCCUAGGCUGUUUCUGGUUGUGCUGGUCUGGUAUUGUUGAUGGUAGUAUGGGAAAUUGAGCUUUGUCUGUCAUCCACCGUAAAUAUUGCUCAUUUAUUCACCAGUAACAUCAUUAUGCUUGCUUAGGAUAAAACAACAAACAACUGAUAAACAACUGUAAAUAACAACAAUCACUAUAUGCUGACUGCAUCAAAGAUGCUUUUAAUAAUCUGUGGUUGUUUUGUUCGGUUAUUGUGGCGGAGUGUAUUGGAGGUGUCACCACAUCAACUACCUUUCCCUUUAUUGAAACUGGGUGCCCCCCAGUAAGCGAGGGAUAUUGCACUUUAUCUGCCUGCUGGUUCUCGAGAAAAUGGCUGGUGCAGGCAAGGAUUGCUCCUGUUCCAAGGUAGACGCUUUGGUUUCUUCUAUUGGUGCCAAAGGAUCAGCCUCCUUUGAGUGCGAUGUCAAGGAAUGAUAAGGGAGCAUCUCUUCAUCAGUGUACACAGGCCUGAGUCACUCUAUUGAGACUGCUUCCUGUUUACCAACAUUGAAAGUGUGAUUUCUCAGUACGGUACUAAAUAUGGCGAAACAAGGGGUGGUCACACGGUAUCAUCCUUGUGCCACAUGUGGGAUGUUUUUGUUAUGUUUCUAUGAACAAACACCUGCCAGUCUCCAUUUAGUACAGGAGUGGUAGGCUGAAUGGCCCUCAUUCUGAGACUGAUUUUUAUCCAAACUGUGUGCUCAGCUCCAAGACAACUAGUUGAGUGGAUGCUGGCAAGAUCAAUUCUCCUGGAACCUUCAGCUGCUUGCCUUAGACCAACUGUGCUGGUGGGCAUUGGAUGCUCUCCACUGCCAUUCUCAACUUGAGUAGAACCAGUGGCAGUGGUUCUGACCAUUGUGAUGAACUGCACGUUAGGGCCAUUUUAAGAGUACGGUAAAACUGCUUUACCAGUCCAUUGCUAGCUGGAUGGUAGCUUGCAUCAUGGAUGUGGUUGUGGCCACACAGGAGGAAAAGUUCACUGAAACGUUGGCUUUCAAAUUGUCUCCCUCGAUCCAUAGUUACAUCUUGCGGAAUGCCAAACCUGGAGAGCCAAGCCUGCAGUAAUGCUCUCCCAACCGAUUCAGUGGAUGUACAGUAUCUUGUAUCGCAAUGACCUCUGGCCACAUUGCAAAAUGAUCAAUGAUCAUCAGCAAAUAAAGUUGGUGCACAGAGUAUGGUAACAGCCAUACAUUGUCCAAAUGUGUAUGCAAAAAUCUAGCUGACGACAUCAGGAAGUAAGCAACAAGAGUGAAGACAUGACUGCUGAUCUUAUUAUGCUGGCAUGUCAGGCACAUACAUGCCCAUGCAUGACAAUCUUUCUGCACUUUCAUCCACACAACUUCAGUGGAGACAAGCUUGGCUGUCACUUGAACUCCCAGAUGUGCUAAAUUAUAUCACUGUUUUGGUAUGUAGAGUCACUGCUUUGCUUUUGCUAUGUCACACCAAAUACUGUCCAGCACAUCCAUGGCUGGCACAGAUCUGAGCUGCAAUGCAGUUCUGUUAUUUUAACACUAUCUUUGCCCAAUGAAUGGAGUUUAAACUAGCACAGUUCCAAGAGAGGCUAUCUGCAACCACAUUGUCUUUCCCUGCUAUGUGCUGCUAUGUGCUGCACAUCACUUGAGAACCGGGCAAUAUACUUGACCUGCCUGCACUGAUGUGAUGAGCUGAAAUUAGUAUCACACUGAAAAAUAGCUACCAGUGGCUUGUAGUCAAUAUAAACUGCAAAAUGUCUCCCUUCAACCAAUGGGCCGAAAUUUUUUAUUGCUAAAUGAAUAGUAAACAACUCAUGAUCAGUGGUGCUCCAUUUUUGCCAUUGUUGGCUCAUGUUCUUUGAGAAAAAGGCAAAUGGCUGUCAAAUGCCCUCAACUUUUUGUUGCAGAGCCACUCCCACCGCUGUUUGGCCCACAUCUACCAUAUAUAUCAAGGGGGCACUCAAUAUUGGUGUCCCAGCUGUGUUGCCUGUGAUAGAUGUUUCUUGAGUUUGUGGAAAGAUAUUUCAGUAUAUGGAGUCCACAGUAUCUUAAGAUUCCCUGCAGUACUCUUGCACAAUUAGCACUGUGAGUGCCUACUGGAUGGCUGCUAAGUGAGGCAGAUUGAUAUGGCUUCUGCGCGACGUUCAUGCAUGAAUAAUCCAGACUUUUCUGCUACAUCUGCGGAGAAUACACGCUUUCAGUGGACAGGAAGAACAUCACUGGAUAUGUGAAGAAGGCCUACCAGGCUUACUUUCAAGUCAAGCUGGGUGACCAAGAUAAGCCCUGGGCACCGCACACGGUCUGCAAGAAGUGCGUGGAAUACCUCCGGCGGUGGACGAAGGGCACGAAAACUUCACUGAAGUUUGGGAUUCCGAUGGUUUGGAGGGAGCCCUUUGACCAUGCAUCGGAUUGUUACUUCUGCGCCAUCAAUAUUACUGGCAUCAACCGGAAGAAUCGGCACAGCCUCCAGUACCCCGACCUUCACUGCGAAGAAAUUCCUGUACCAGCGUUCACAGAGCUUCCUAACAUCGACGAGGCCACCACUGCAGACAAGGGAGGAUAUAUAGCAGACGAGGAGUAUGAAGCACAAGAUGGUCGGCAGCUCUUUUCACAAUGUGAGCUUAAUGAUCUUGUUCGGGAUCUCAGCUUGUCGAAGACUUCAUCCGAGCUGUUGGCCUCCAGACUCAAAGAGAAAAAUCUACUUGGCGAGGACGCGCGUAUCACUUUCUUUCGUAGAAGGCAUGAGGACUACAUGGGCUACUUCUGCCAGGAGGAAGACCUAGUGUACUGCCGAGAUGUCGCCGGUCUUCUUGUUAAACUCGGGGCUCCUACAUACGAUCCGAGAGAUUGGCAACUCUUUAUUGACAGCUGCAAGCGCUCUUUGAAGUGUGUGCUCCUCCACAACGGGAACGAGUUCGCCUCAAUCCCUCUUGCUCACUCCACAACUCUCGUAGAGAAAUAUGAAGCAGUGAAGUACGUGCUCGACAAAAUACAAUAUGAGCAGCACCAAUGGAUCAUCUGCGUCGACUUCAAGAUGGUGAACUUUCUACUUGGUCAGCAGUCCGGGUUCACGAAAUACCCAUGCUUUAUAUGUAUGUGGGACAGUCGAGACAGAGCCCAGCACUAUGUAAAGAAAGUGUGGCCGCCACGAGAGCAGUUAGUACCUGGUGCGAGAAACAUCAUAAACGAACCUCUUGUUGACCGGGAGAAGAUAUUGAUCCCACCGCUACACAUGAAGCUUGGGUUAAUGAAACAGUUCACGCGUGCUCUGGACAAGGAUGGGAGGUGCUUCCACUACCUGUGCCGAGCCUUUCCGCGACUGACCAUUGAGAAGCUGAAGGCCGGCAUUUUCUAUGGGCUACAGAUACGGCAGCUCAUAAAGGACACAGAGUUCGAAAACUCCAUGAACACGUUAGAGUGCGCCGCGUGGAAAUCGUUUGUGCAGGUGGUGAACAACUUCCUGGGGAACACGAAGGCAGCAAACCACGCCAGACUCAUCAGCAGCGUGAUAGAGGCCUUUCAAAAGCUCGGGUGUUUGAUGAGUAUAAAGAUGCACUUCCUGUACUCACACAUGGAGAAGUUUCCUGAAAACCUUGGGGCGAUGAGCGACGAGCAGGGAGAAAGGUUCCAUCAGGACAUGCGCCAAAUGGAGGAUAGGUACCAGGGGAGGUGGGACGCAGUCAUGAUGGUGGACUACUGCUGGAUGCUGAAGAGAGACAACCCAGCAGCUGCUCACAAACGGGAAUCGAAGAAAUGCCGAUUCAUGCCGUGAACUCUGAACUUUUGUGUCACGU
Molecule: messenger RNA, 4712 nt
Organism: Schistocerca serialis cubense
Lineage: Eukaryota; Metazoa; Arthropoda; Insecta; Orthoptera; Acrididae
Exons: 2
Coding region: 3293-4690 (465 amino acids)
Source: RefSeq, a predicted model, not a curated record